CAGCUGAUCAGCUCUUUGCUCACAUCACAUGGCCAACAGAAACAUUUGCUACCUUUGGUAUAAUGUCUUCAUUCCCUUCAGACCAGAUACUCUACUGCAGGUACUCCUCCGGAGUCCUAUGCUCUAGUACAUCUCGCAAUAAUUUUUUUUCAACUGCUCAAAAAGGAAAGAACAGAUAUAUCAAAUGCGUCAAAGCACACUUGAAAGCAGUCAAUGUCAGCUCUUGGCAUUCCGCAUUCACCUUGCCCAAGCGCCGUGCCUACAUGUCCCCGCCGAGAGCUUUCGGCCCUGCAAGCAGUCCCGAGCAAAACGCUCAAGGUGAACACAGCCAUCCGCGCGUCCACCACCCCAAUUGCGAGCGACCACCACCGUCCAGCCGUUCAAACGUCCAUUUCCACACCACCAAAAAAUAUCCCGUCACCCGCCAUGUCCGGCCGCCCCUCGACCGCCCCACCCGUAAUGCUGAGAGACUCCAUCAACAACUGCCAGCGAUUGUCCGCUACCCUCCUGCCCGACGACUGGGACGACACUACACCAUCUGCGAUCCAGCGCCGCGAGAGCGGCACACUGGCCGCGAGUUCAGUCCGGAAUCGCUCGACUCGUGGCGUGACGAGUGCGCCGGCAGCUGCACCUAGCCAGGACAACCCCAAACCAGAGCGGUACUACCAGUCGAAGGAGGAGACAUCAAGUCCUGCCACGACAUCCGAGAGCCAGGCUGCGCAGCCCCCGACACUGACGCCUGCAAGCGCACCCUCAUUCCCGCGUAGAGCGAUGAGCGAUUCACCGUAUCCGGUACCAAGUCUACCCAGGACUACUCUAGUACCGAUGCCCAUUUCACCAUCGGACGACAUUGCAUCAGCACGCCCGGUCCUCCGCGUCGCUUCCAAUCCGAGCAGGGAACGGCUGCUAAGUCCAUCCUCAAGGACCUUCAGCCACGCCAACGGUGUGCAUUGACCGAGCCCACUGCGAAAUAUGUCGAUGCCUGGGGAGGAAGAGAGUGAGAUUGAGCUGUUGCCGGGGGGACUGCCGCGCGCGAUUUACGAAUUACCUGGACCGAGAGAUGAGAAUAUGGGAGGGAGAUGGAAGUGGGGAUGCUGUGGGCGAAGGAAGUGAAGAGGAACUGGGCUUGACUUGAUAAAGUAUGAGAGGAUUGGAGUUUAGAGUUGGGGAAAAGGACGAAGGGAAAGAGAUUGAUUAGAU
Molecule: messenger RNA, 1200 nt
Organism: Paraphaeosphaeria sporulosa
Lineage: Eukaryota; Fungi; Ascomycota; Dothideomycetes; Pleosporales; Didymosphaeriaceae
Exons: 1
Coding region: 214-954 (246 amino acids)
Source: RefSeq, a predicted model, not a curated record